Molecule: messenger RNA, 5490 nt
Organism: Phragmites australis (common reed)
Lineage: Eukaryota; Viridiplantae; Streptophyta; Magnoliopsida; Poales; Poaceae
Product: disease resistance protein RPM1-like
Exons: 6
Coding region: 462-5171 (1569 amino acids)
Biological process (GO): defense response to other organism
Molecular function (GO): ADP binding
Source: RefSeq, a predicted model, not a curated record
CCCAGUACGAGUCAAGUCUUCGCUUGUUUUUCCAUCUUGCAUUCUUGGGCGACCCUCCCAUCUUUAGCUCAUCAGGGCAGAAACUGGUUGGAUGAUGAAGCAAUUUUGACGAGACGUUCAAAGCAAUCAAACAUGUGAUGCUUUUGAGUCCCAUGGUUCGUUCAGAUUCAGACAGAAGGGAAUUUCUGGAAAACUGAAUCUGUUGCUCUGUUCCAAGGGAAGAAACUGAUUCGGUCUAUCCACUGAUUUAUCCUUCGGUUUUAUCAUUCAUCCAUCUUCCUUCUCCAACAAGUGCAUGUAAUCUAACAACCGCAUCUACUACAAGAAUAUGCGCGGAUCUUAACAAUCUUCAGCAAACCUUAAGAUUUGAAGUACAAAGGAUGCAAUCGGUGCUUAUGAUUGAACAUUGACUUUUGCUACAAUAUUCUUCUGAAAUAUUGAAGUCAACAGGUCAAAGAGAAAUGGCGGAGAUUGCUGUUCUUCUUGUCGUAAAAAAGAUUGGCAUUGCUGUGGCAGGGGAGACCCUAAAGUUUGCUGGACCCGUGCUUGCAAAGAAAUCUGAGUUGGUAGCAGCACUUCCAAAUGACAUGAGACUGAUUAAGAAUGAACUCGAGCUUAUUCAUGCGUUUCUUAAGGGAAUCGGCAGGAAGGGUGGGAAAGGUGAAGUUAUAGAAACUUGGAUAGGGCAAGUCCGAAGAUUGGCAUAUGAUAUGGAAGACAUUGUGGAUCAGUUUAUCUAUGUGGUUGGCAAACACAAUCAGAAAGGAUCAUGGUGGGAUUACACCAAGAAAAUUGUCAAGAAACCUCGGUCUUUGUUUUCACUAGAUGAAAUUGCCACUGAAGUUAAAAGAAUAAAUCAAGAGCUUAAACAACUAUCUGAAAGUAGAGACCGUUGGACCAGACCCUUAGAUGGCGGGACUGAUAUUCCGGUAGCAAGCUAUGAAACUGAACAAGAACUGUAUCUUCCUGGACAUGAUUACUCAAUCAAUGAUGAGGAGCUUGUAGGAACUGAUAAAAAUAGGCAAACCUUGAUUGAUUCAUUGCAUUUUAAAGAUCGAUCCUUGCGGAUCAUUGCUGUCUGGGGUAUGGGUGGCAUUGGAAAAAGCACUCUUGUCAAUAGUGUGUACAAAAAUGAAGUAUCCAACUUUGAUUGCCGUGCAUGGGUUUCUAUUUCUCAGUCAUAUAAGCUGGAUGAUGUUUGGAAAAAGAUGCUCAGAGAUCUCGCAAAAGACAAGAAAGAAUCUGAUCCUGAAAAAAUGAAUAGUGCGGACCUAAGAGAGGAAUUGACAAAAAUUCUGGACAAACAGCGGUACCUGAUCAUAUUGGAUGAUGCCUGGACGGCUGAAGUUCUUUUUAAAAUUAGAGAGGUUCUUGUUGAUAAUGGCCUUGGAAGCAGAGUAAUAAUCACGACAAGAAUUGAGGAAGUAGCUUCAAUAGCUGAGGAUGGUUGUAAGAUCAAAUUAGAGCCUCUAAAUGAGCAUGAUGCAUGGUUUGUAUUUUGCAGAAAAGCAUUUCCAAAAGUUGAAAACCAUAUCUGCCCUCCAGAGUUACAUCAGUGCGGUAUAGACAUAGUGGAGAAAUGUGAUGGUUUGCCAUUAGCUCUCGUGGCAAUAGGGAGCAUAUUGUCGCUAAAAAUGAAGAGUGCCAAAGAGUGGAGGCUCUUUUAUAAUCAGCUUAUUUGGGAGGUACACAGCAAUGAGAACCUGAAUCAUGUGGAGAAAAUUCUAAAUCUAAGCUACAAAUACCUACCAGACUAUUUGAAGAAUUGUUUCCUGUAUUGUGCUAUGUUCCCAGAAGACUAUCUGAUAUAUAGAAAGAGAUUGAUUAGAUUGUGGAUCGCUGAAGGGUUUAUUGAACAAAAAGGAACAUGCAGCUUAGAAGACAUCGCUGAAGGUUAUCUGGGAGAACUUGUCAGACGGAGCAUGCUUCAGGUUGUAGAGAGGAACAGUUUUGAUAGGAUUAAAUGUCUCCGAAUGCAUGACCUUGUGCGUGAACUAGCCAUUUUCCAAUCUAGAAAAGAGAGUUUCAGUACAACUUAUGAUGACAAUCACUGGGUGAUACAGGCGGGAUUGGAUUCUCGUCGUGUGUCGGUGCUCCAAUGCAGCAAGGGCAUCCCAUCAAUCAUAGAUCCCUCCAGGCUUCGCACUAUCAUAGCGUUUGACACCAGCAUGGCAUUAUCUUCGUGGUAUUCUUCUAGUCCCUCACAAUCUAAGUACCUUGCGGUAUUAGACUUGUCAGGAAUGCCUAUUGAGGCUAUUCCCAAGUCUGUUGGCGAGCUGUUCAACCUUAGGCUUUUAUGCCUUGAUGACACAAACGUGAAGGAACUCCCUAAAUCUAUUACAAAACUUCAAAAUUUACAAACAUUGAGUCUUGAGGGUACACAAUUGCUGAGUUUCCCGCGAUGGUUUUCAAAACUGACGAAACUGCGGUACCUUGGUGCUUCACGAUUGCUUGAUGUAACAUACAGCAAUUUCAUUGCUUGGGAAUCUGUGGAGCCAUUUAAGGGCUUUUGGAAUUUGAAUGAAUUGCAAACUUUGUUUUCCAUUAAAGCAAGUGAAGUCUUUGUUGCAAAACUCGGAAAUUUAUCCCAGCUGAGGGCCCUUCUCAUUACGGAUGUAAGGAGUAGCCACUGCGCACAAUUGUGCGACUCUUUAUCAAAGAUGCAGCAACUCUCAUUAUUACACAUAAGAGCAUGCGACGAAGAUGAAGUGCUCCAGCUGGACGAUUUGACAUUUCCAAAUCCUCUUCAAAAGUUUUUAUUGUGGGGAAGAUUUUCAGAAGGAACUUUGGAAUCUCCAUUUUUCUUAAAUCACGGAAAUGCUCUUCUUCAAAUACAUCUAUAUUACUGUCAGCUCACUGAUAAUCAGUUAUCACGACUCUCUGAAUUGUCAGGCUUAACUGAGUUAUGGCUUUCAAAGGCAUACACUGGACAAAAACUACACUUCAGUGCUGGUUGGUCCCGAAACCUGAAGAGGAUUAUCUUGAUGAAUUUGCCACAUGUCAAUCAAAUAUGCAUACAUGAGGGAGUUUUGAUCAACCUUGAAGAUCUUCACAUCCAGAACCUCCAGGAGCUACGGGAUGUCCCUAUCGGUGUCGAUUGUCUUACAUCCCUCAAACAGGCAUAUUUUAUUGAUAUGCAUUCUGAUUUUGUAAGGAAUGUACAAAGGGCAAAGCUAGAUAAUAUCCCGGAUGUCUACUCGACAAUAAAAGUACAAUAUUCUUCUGAAAUAUUGAAGUCAACAGUACAAAGAGAAAUGGCGGAGAUUGCUGUUCUUCUUGUCGUAAAAAAGAUUGGCAUUGCUGUGGCAGGGGAGACCCUAAAGUUUGCUGGACCCUUGCUUGCAAAGAAAUCUGAGUUGGUAGCAGCACUUCCAAAUGACAUGAGACUGAUUAAGAAUGAACUCGAGCUUAUUCAUGCGUUUCUUAAGGGAAUCGGCAGGAAGGGUGGGAAAGGUGAAGUUAUAGAAACUUGGAUAGGGCAAGUCCGAAGAUUGGCAUAUGAUAUGGAAGACAUUGUGGAUCAGUUUAUCUAUGUGGUUGGCAAACACAAUCGGAAAGGAUCAUGGUGGGAUUACACCAACAAAAUUGUCAAGAAACCUCGGUCUUUGUUUUCACUAGAUGAAAUUGCCACUGAAGUUAAAAGAAUAAAUCAAGAGCUUAAACAACUAUCUGAAAGUAGAGACCGUUGGACCAGACCCUUAGACGGCGGGACUGAUAUUCCUGUAGCAUGCUAUGAAACUGAACAAGAACUGUAUCUUCCUGGACAUGAUUACUCAAUCAAUGAUGAUGAGCUUGUAGGAACUGAUAAAAAUAGGCAAACCUUGAUUGAUUCAUUGCGUUUUGAAGAUCGAUCGCUGCGGAUCAUUGCUGUCUGGGGUAUGGGUGGCAUUGGAAAAAGCACUCUUGUCAAUAGUGUGUACAAAAAUGAAGUAUCCAACUUUGAUUGCCGUGCAUGGGUUUCUAUUUCUCAGUCAUAUAAGCUGGAUGAUGUUUGGAAAAAGAUGCUCAGAGAUCUCCUCGCAAAAGACAAGAAAGAAUUUGAUUUUGAAAUGAUGAACACCACAGAAUUAAGAGUAGAGUUGACGAAAAUUCUAGAGAAAAGACAGUACUUGAUCAUAUUGGAUGAUGUCUGGACGGCUGAAGUUCUUUUUAAAAUUAGAGAGGUUCUUGUCGAUAAUGGCCUCGGAAGCAGAGUAAUAAUCACGACAAGAAUGGAGGAAGUAGCUUCAGUGGCUGAGGAUGGUUGUAAGAUCAAAGUAGAACCUCUAAAUGUGAAGGAACUCCCUAAAUCUAUUACAAAGCUUAGAAAUUUACAAACAUUGAGUCUUGAAGAUGCACAAUUGCUGAGUUUCCCGCGAGGGUUUUCAGAACUGACGAAACUGCGGUACCUUUAUGCUUCACGAUUGCUUGAUGUAACAUACAGCAAUUUCAUUAGUUGGGAAUCUGUGGAGCCAUUUAAGGGCAUUUGGAAUUUGAAUGAAUUGCAAACUUUGGGUAUCAUUAAAGCAAGUGAAGUCUUUGUUGCAAAACUCGGAAAUUUAUCCCAGCUGAGGUCCCUUCUCAUUUCGGACGUAAGGAGUAGCCACUGUGUACAAUUGUGCGACUCUUUAUCAAAGAUGCAGCAACUCUCACUAUUACAUAUAAGAGCAUGCAACGAAGAUGAAGUGCUCCAGCUGGACGAUUUGACAUUUCCAAAUCCUCUUCAAAAACUAUCAUUGUGGGGAAGAUUUUCAGAAGGAACUUUGAAAUCUCCGUUUUUCUUAAAUCACGGAAAUGCUCUUCUUCGAAUACGUCUAGGAUACUGUCAUCUCACUGAGAAUCAGUUAUCACGACUCUCUGAAUUGUCAGGAUUAACUGAGUUAGAUCUUUCAAACGCAUACAAUGGACAGCAACUACACUUCAGUGCUGGUUGGUCCCGAAACCUGAAGACGAUUAUCUUAGGGAAUUUGCCACAUGUCAAUCAAAUAUGCAUACAUGAGGGAGCUUUGAUCAACCUUGAAGAUCUUCACAUCUUGAACCUCCAGGAGCUACGGGAUAUCCCUAUCGGUGUCGAUUGUCUUGCAUCCCUCAAACAGGCAUAUUUUAUUGAUAUGCAUUCUGAUUUUGCAAAGAAUUUACGAAGGGCAAAGCUAGAUAAUAUCCCGAAUGUCUACUUGACAAUAAAAGAUUGACUUUGACACGGAUCAUGCUUUCACGCAUGGAUUGCAGUUACUGUCAUCAGUGUGAGAUGUCCCUCUCUGCAGAGCAACGUCAAACAAUAUAUUGUGUUCUAUAAUCUUCACUGUUUCUUUGAACAAGCGGUGUGUAAUUGUGCACGGGGCAGAUAUUUCAGUGUUGCUAUCUCAGGUUUUGUUUAAAGAGAACUAUCUCAAGCUUUUUCAUCACAACAUUCCCAUUUCUGUUAUUUAUGUUUGAUGGUACAUUCAGCCACUGUGUGAGAUAAUUAUGUAAGACAAAGUGAUGCGCAUGUAAUAAUGUCCAAGACUUACA